AUGGGGGCCGAGUACCUGGGUUUGCAGGCGACGGGAUGGGAUCGCAUGACUGAGACCUGGUGGCAGCGGGUCUUGGCGGCGUGUCUGCUUGUCACGAUUGUACUUGGUAGUAUAUACUUCUUGUACCUGAUCGGACGGAAACUAUAUCAAUAUUGGCAGACACGCCAUCAACUAUCAGAGGUCCCUUCAUCCACAGCACGAGUCAUCGAGCGCUUAAAGAAGGAGACCCCGACUCUAUACACCCCACCCUCCACACGGUCAGAUCCCAAGACGUUUGGGGUCUACCUCGGGGGCUUUGCCAACCCACCAACAUCCAACCAGGCACGGCUCCUCUCACAAUGGGAUGUGGUCGUCCUGGAUCCCUUCCAGCCUGGUGUACUGGAUGCUGUCGCAAGAGGCACAUCGGCAACGAAUAUUCUUGCCCGGCUGGAUGUUCGCAAGCUCAUCGAGUCGGACACCAGCACCGACAGCGAUGAAGUCGACCAUGUCAUCCGUGGCUUGACUGCGACACUUGUCAACCGUCUCCGCCGGCCCGGCGACUCCCAAUCACUCUUCAACGCGGUCCUGUUGGCCGACUGCCACGACACCUUCCAGCCGGUCAUCCUGAAUGAGCUCGUCAAGUUCAUCAACGGGCUGGGCCUCGACGUCUGGCUCGAGGUUGCGCCCCCGGACUACCUCCCCGAAAAGACCUGCCGCGAAAUCGACAUGGCUCGCAUCCGGGGUGUCGUCUACCGCAAUGGUACCAUCCUGCCCAACGGCGACCGGCGCAACUACUUCCAGAUGGAGAAGAUGCGCACGGUGAUGCGGGUCGCUGCCGCGCAGAAGCCCAUUGGUGACUCGACCCUCGCCAUGUGGGAUACUGUUGAUGAUGAUGUGGAGUUGUCUCAUGAUGUUCUCCAUCGCAGCUACAAAUGGUGCAACUACAACAGUGCCAUGAGCUGGAUCGGCACUCAGAGCUCUUUGACGGAUGCGACGAUCGCGUCGGGCAAGACUGUCAUUCACGAGCCGAUCGGUGCGCUGAUGUGGAUGAAGAAUGAACAGACUCUCGCUGCCCACGACUUUUGGCGCCAGAAUGGAAAGAUCGAGCACGACACCUGCGGCCAUGAGAGCUUCUACGAGUCCCUGCAGUACUUUGUGCCCAACCUCCGACAAAAGCUCGCGCUGCUCCCUCCGCAACCAAACAUCGAAAACGAUGGCAAGGUGUUUGUCAUCGACGAGCUGCAAUGGCCCUCGCUCAACGAACCCCUCAUGACAAACCCCUUCUCCGUCUCGUCUGAUGGUCACGACCUCUCUGGCCUCGGCUGCUUCCAACUUGGUCUGGAGUGCACGCGCAAGGAGAUUGAGGAUCUGCUGCAGGCGCAGCGCCACGUCCGCGAACUCAACCUCUUGGACCCCUUCAAGAAGGCCGAACUCCGACGAAUCGCCGGCGAGCUCCGCGCGUUCCAGGCCACCGACGCCGAAGGUGCAAAGGCCGCCCGUGAACUGUACGACCUGCUCAUCUCCUGCGAAGGGUCCGACACCGAUCCGAUCCGAGUGUACUCGGGUCUGCACUCUGGCUUCCGCACGCGCAUGGAGACGCAGAUCUGGGGCAUGUAUCAACAGAACCACGGGAUUGGCUCGCUCGACAUUUAUCUCUCAGGCAAGACGGAGAAGGAUCGCACGGGUUCCAUUCUGCAUACCUUCAUGUCGAGCAGGGGCUAUUCUCGCUACCAGUGCUUCAUGGCCGAGGUUGCGCUCGCAAAGGUCAACGGGACUCUGUCUGAGAAAUGGCAGCUGCCGCCGCGGAUCGUGAGCGAUGUUGAGCAGCUCACCCCGACCGAGGCUAUGCUCUGGAUGCGCCGUCUCUCGCUUACCCUUUGCCAGGAGUGCGCUGAUCUGACGGCCAAGGUCCGCGCUUGCUGUGAACACUUUCUCAUGGACAUCCCGACCCUCGCUCAGUUGCGCGCCCUCAGCUCGAGUGAAUACCUCAGCGGCAAGAUCUCGGCCGAGGACUUGGUCUAUGCGCGUCUGGCAUGGUAUCGCGAGCAAGGAUGUUGGGCUCCAGACGCUCUGUCUGCGCUUGAGUUGUUCAAAGAGGUCGAUGCCCGCCUCCCGCAAAUCCUCAUGGCCUGCGACUCCCACACGCUCGGGCAACUCACGACCGUCAUCCAAGGAAUCCUCAAAGCGGAUCGCGUCGACGCUGGUGUCGACAUGUUUGCCCUUGCCAUCUUCUGUGCGUUCCGUCGUCUCUCGCUCAACGAAAUCUACCUUGAGGUCCUCGACCGCAACCCUCUCCCCAACGGGCACACUGUUCAGGCUGCCUGUUUCGCAGAGAUGUACGCCCUUGGUGCUCGAUGCGAUCUGUUCUUUGAUAUGACUCCCAAGCUUCUGGGAAAGAUCAUCGCCGCCCGCUACCGCGCGUAUUACAACGUGCACCAGCCCACUCGUCGUGAGGAAGUCUUUACUGAACUGCCUACUGCCUACGCGUCUAUGGACAUGGAUCUGGAUCCCGAGGGUGACAAGCACGAAGUCCCCUUCUACUACCGCGUGACCUUCCUCGGAAUCUUCGCCCUGCCUGCCCUGAUCGAUAUCACCAUGUUGACCACGGUUGGACGAGGACUGUACCUGACCACGUUCAUGAGCGACACGGACAAGACACUCGCCACUACUGCGCUCAUGGUCGCCCUCCUGGUCUGUGGUGGCUUUGGCAGCUGGAUCAGUUCGGGGGGCAGUUACUACUUGUACGCGAUGGCCUUCCCUGCGAUGAGCAUGUUCAUCAUGACCCGCUUCAUUGCUGGUUGCGCUGUUGCGCUUGUUGGUGGUCUUAUUGCCAUGAUCGCGAUCGGUUGUGUCAAAGGGUUCGCAGCUGGUGUCCUGUUCUUCCUGUAUUUCUUCUUCCUGGCUGCGUACCUGAUGCUUCUCUCGGUGUUGGCGAUUUAUCAAAUGCCUGGGUUUGAGUUCCAAUCGGGUCGUACGGUAAUUAUGACCUGCAUUCCCAUCCUCUUUGUCGCCCCCAUCGUCACCCUCUGGGUUGGCCAUGACUCGGUCAUUUACCUGUGCCUGCUCGGUCUCUUCCUUCUCUCGCUUCUCCUCGGUGCCCGCCGCGUCAUGUCGCAAUGGAACUCCUGGUACUUGAAAAUUCCUCGCGUGACGGACGGAGAAGUCGUCAAGUGGUACGUCGAAUCGAGGAAAGCCCGCGGCAUUCCCGUGGAGAAGGACGUCGCCACCUCUUCAGCCCCCCGCAAGACCCUCGUUGAGGAAGUCACCAGAGAGCGCAAGCGUCGCUUCUGGGUCAAGGGCACAAACGACGAGUUCGUUCGCAAGAUGGCCGAAGGAUAUUCGUCCACCAUGUUCCUGCUCGUCUGGUACUGCCGUUACUCGCGCACUAAGAUCCCUCUCGCAUACAGUCCCACCUGGAACUUGCAGCUCAAGGCUGCUGUUGAUACGAUGGGUGACAUGCAAAAAGGUAUCAGGCUUCACAGCGCGUUUCUCCACUGGCGCCACACAGGCUCCGAUGUGUGGUGUGGUAUCCUCUACUUUAUUAUUGCACUCAUGGAUAAGUGGACUGCACUGUUUACCGGUGAAUCUCUCGUUGGUCUGUCUACUGCCUCGAGCUCGGAAUUCCGCCUGGCUGUUGGUUUUGGUCUGGGGUACUAUCUCGCUGGUGCUCUCAUUCUCGAUGCCGUCUCACAGCCUCUCUGGACGUCUGUCACCCAGCGAAUCACAGAGUCCAUCUCGUCUCUGGACAGCUUGCGCAAGGUUCUGUCUCACAACUCUGGUGAGAGGCAGACAUUGUACUGGGGCAACCUGAUGAAGUUCUUCUUCCUGCACAUCUGGGGUACGGCCGUCACCCUCGCGUUGAUGUGGACGUUUGAGAGCUCGCCCAAGGCAACCAUCAUGUAUCUCGCAUACAUUGUCGCCUAUAGUGGUCUGCUGUUCUACCAGUACAACCGGAUCUUCACUGGUCCACAAGCAGCCCGUUGCCUUGCUCUUGGCUCCCUCGUCGGUUUCCUCACGGGCAUUGUCCUUCGCGAAGUUAUUCCUGCUUUUGCCUGGAGCAGCGUCAUCUGUCUGGGUUCUGGUACGUGGACUGCGGCCAUCUACUCCCUCUGGAUGUCGGAUAUUGGUCUUCCCACGUUCAAGCGCAAGCCCGAGUUCCAGUCGAGUGGUAAAUCUGCCAGCGGCCCCCCGCCCUCGUACACCAGCAGCUCGCUUGAGCCGUACCUUGAUCUGUCCCCGACUACACUCGCUCAGACCUAUGACAACAUCAAUGCACUGCCCCAAGAUAUGCGUCACCGUCUGGACCCUGAAACGCACCCUGGCAUUGAAGUCAAGGAGGUCAUCAUGUCCAACUCUGGCGCGAAGCAGUCGGCCCUCGUGCAGGUUGCGUUCCCCGACUCCGAGACUCUCCUCCGUGAUGUCGUCCGCCUCUGGGUCUCCGGUCAGACGAUCAUCGAAUUCGUCUCCGCCGAACACCUCCAGCAAACGGAGCAACGCGUUCGCGCCGUCAGCCGCCUGACGGGCGAGAAACUCCACAUCUUCGUCGUCAUCGGCCCCGGCCUCGUCGGCCAAGACUGGACGACAAACAUCCGCCGCAACUGCCGCGCCAUCGCCGAAGCUGUCGUACAAGCCACUGCGGAGGCGAAACUCGGUCUAUCGCACGACCACUCGAUGAUGGCUGAGCUGCUUGUCGGCGACCACCGCGAUGACUAUGAUCUCUCUGUCCCUGAAGGUGUAAAGUACCAGCUGGAACGCUCCCCCGCUGAAUGCGCCCGUGUUGCGAACCAUGGACAGCGCACCUUCCUCCGUCAUCUUCUUCUGGGUAUCGACUGUGACCUGGAGUGGGAUGACCUCCCACGCUGCGCUCGAUCUUUCCUCGUCCGCCGCUGUUCCGGGAAACCCGGCCGCGUCACCAGCGAGGAACUUGCCUGGCUCCAGAGUAAGGUCGGCGUGCCUGAUCUCCAGGGUGUCGGCGCAUACGUCGCGCGGUAUAACCUGGGCGUGGCAAUGUCCCUCUCCGUCAAGUACUUUGCGCAACGCUGGAUGGAGCACGACGAGUACCCCGACUACCCGGUGUUCAUGGACUCGACAUUCGAGAAGCCGAUCCAAGCCUUGCUGCCGCCGCCCAUCGGCGCCAACCUGGGCUUCACCGAAGUGGUGAAACUAUCCUUCAAGCGCAUUCUCAACAGCGCAAGGACGUGUCUCAAGUUCCUGGUCAUUUGCCUGGUCGCAGACCCCGAGUACCAGCGCGAGCUGGAGUACAUGCUCCGCGGACAACCUCUCGUCAUCGCGUGGCCCGUGCAAAUGCUCCUGAAUGGGAUCUGGUCGUUCUGCAAACUGCUGCAGCGGAUCCUCAUCCCGCUUGUCCUCCUGCAUGGCCGCGAGAAGGUCUCGAAGCUGUACAAGGAUACGCGCGGGUGGAAGACUGUUCUCGAGAAGGAUCGCAUUAUCAUUGAGAGCCUGGACGGGUUGACGACGUGCUUUUUCAAGCCGCAGGCUGAUGGCAAUACCCUUCUCUACCAGUAUUCUGGGAAUCAUACGCAUGAGCCGAGGGAUCAGAAACAGUUGCUUGCGAUCAACACGUAUACUGACAAGCUGGUUCUCGUCCGCCAUGAGGAGUACAAGGCCGGCAAGCUGCUGAAUGACUAUGCCUACGAGUAUCCGACCGGCGGGAAGAAGCGCGGUCGGCAACUUCCCAUCCAGCGCGAGUGCACGGCGGGUGAGCUCGAGGGCCAGAUCGUGCAGUACGACGAGCGAGGCUACAUCGUCUCUGGCUCUGGGAUGCAGGGCGUCAACCCGAUGGAGUUCAAGUAUCGCUUCCGCAAGCACGCCAAGUUCGACGACGAGCUCCUGCGCGCCGAGUACACGUUCCCGCAUAUCAAGAUCAAGGUCUCCUGGUGCAUGCCUCCUCCCCAUCGUCCGGAGCGUGAAGACAAGUGGAUCCCGUACCCGCGAGUCAGCGAAGCGACCUUCUUCCAAGAGGGAGACAUCUACCACGCCAAAUGGACGUACGACCACAAGUUCCAUCCGGAGAUUGCGACCACGCUCAAUGGUGAGGAGGUCGCUACGCCGCCGAUGAUCGACGAGGAUUGGUUCCACGUUCUCGAGAAGCCGGCCAAGAGCAGUUUCUUGCAUGACAAUCCCCUGUUCUUUUUCAAGUCGAUCAAGACCAACCCCCUCUCUCGCCUCCUUGGACUCAAUGUCAAGACCCGGCCUAUUCCGACCUCGCGAGCACGCACGCACCUGUGGAAGUCAUGGAAGAGCAGCAAGGAGUUUGAUGCUGUGACCACCACCUGGCUCGAUGAACUCCUGCUCCGCUCUGAUCGCGUUCUCCGUCCAUACUGGCGAAACCGUGACUUUGGUCGUCUGGAUGCCGCUGGUGAUUACCUCGAUGCUCAGGUCGACACUAUCCUCGCCCGAGUCGAUAUCGAUCCCGAGAUCAGCUCAUGGACCCAAACCGCCUUCAAGAUCAGUGACCUGUACAGCUUUGGAAUUGGUGGCGAUGCGCGCAUCAAUACACGCACCCUCUCCACCCAGCUGCAAGACACAGACACCAAGCUGCACGUUCUCGCCAUGGACACCGCGACGUGGCCCAACGAACCGGGUGGUGUCUCCGCCUGCCGUCGUGACAUGGUCAACGACCUCAACGGGAUCCGCUGGCACAUCAUCUCCGAAAACGCAAACGACUACGGUGUUCCCAAGUUCCAGAUUGAACGGAACGUGCAGUCCCUCACCGUUCUGCCGCAGUGGGGUCUGGAUUUCCUGAACCCGACGCACGGUGUCUUCCAGAAUACGCUUGACUCGGCCGUUGUCGAGCGCUCGCAGGAUACGCGCAAGGAGGAUAUCGAGAAGCAUUUCGUUCCGAUUCUCACCAAGCUGGUUCGUUGUGCACGGACGACGAACCUCAAGAGGCACCAUAUUGAGGAGGCGACGAAUGCGCUGGUGGACCUGAACACGUACUUUGAGUCUGGCCGUAGCUGGAACGAUGUGUGGAUGAGUGAUACUGUCAAGAAUGCCUGGCGGGAGCUUUGGUUGAGUGAUGAUGUCGAGGAUACCACGCCUGUCUCGCAGUGGUGGGACGCAGAGCAUCCGUCGCUGCAUCAGCUCGACAAUGCGUUGGAUAUGUGGCAUCGCUACUUGUUCAUCUUCUCGAUCCCCGUCCCCGAACGCAUCCCCGAUGUCUUCCAGGUCUCUCACCACUUCACGGGGGCCACGUACGGUGUCCUGUGCAAGGCCAAGCGCAAGUGUGCUCUGCACGUCUGGGAUCACUGCGUCAGUUUCCGUGAAAUGACCGUCUUCCUGUCUGCCGCUGUGUCAUUUGACUCGUCAUUUGUCAACACGACUCUGAUCUCGCUCGGUCACCUGGCCUGUGUGCUCAUUGAACAUCACGCUGAUGUGGUCCUUCCCUGCGCCGAGUACUUCAAUCCCGGUUGGGAGAUUGAGCUUGGUACGGCCGAGGGAGCCCUGCAGCACCGCCGCAGGUUCGCUAGAAAGAUUGAUCCUGUCGUCAACGGUAUCACCAACAUGGAGAAGUACAAGCCCAUUGAGACGAUCAAGACGGAAACACCGACUGUGGUCAUGCUUUCUCAUAUUCGUUACGUCAAGGACAUCAAAACGGCCAUCAUGGCCACGGACCUGAUCGUCAACAAAUGGGGCUUCCGCGACUACCGCCUGCACAUCUACGGCGACAUGGAACGUGCCCCCGCCUACGCCUCCGAAUGUCAAGAAGUCAUCGCCUCCAAGGGACUCCGCGAGCACGUCGUGCUCAAGGGUCUCGGCAAUCCCUCCGUCGUCCUGCAAGACGCCUGGCUGUUCAUGAACUCGUCCACCUCUGAAGGUCUCCCACUCGCCAUGGGAGAAGCCGCGUUGACGGGUGCCCCCGUCGUCUGCACAGACGUUGGCGCUUCAUUCUGUGUGGUCACCGACCGGGCGACGGGCAAGCGCUUCUCCGAAGUGGUCGCGCCCAACGACUACGACUCGCUCGCCCGCGCUCAACUCCGCGUCCUCGCCCUCCUCGAACAAUGGGCGCCCUUCGCCGAGGACGCACCGGGCGACAUCGUCCCCGAGCUCGAAUUCCGGCCCACCCCCGAAAACACGCGCAAGAUCUCCGAACGCAUGUACGCCAAGGUCGAGCAGCGCCGCAAACUCGGUAUGCUGGGCCGCGCAAACGUGCAAAACUCCUUCAGCUCCGACCGCUACCUCCGCGAGCACGAGCAGAUGCUUUGGCUCGGCAAGUACCAGAGCCACAGCUACGUCGCGCGCAGCGCACUCUCGUCUAGUAACAGCAGCGAGGUUGCGCUCAAGGAGAAGGGCGGCAUGCACAGAUUGUAUAUUGGCAAUCUGCCCUCGCGGCCGGACUCGAUUUAUUCGAUUUACUCGCCGGUUCCGGCCAAGGCGUGGCAUGCGUGGAGGGAUUCGAGGGGCGCGAGUUCGAGUGGCACGCAGACCCCUGUUAAUGUUUAG
Messenger RNA from Aspergillus calidoustus, 8442 nucleotides. NCBI's taxonomy places the organism in Eukaryota, Fungi, Ascomycota, Eurotiomycetes, Eurotiales, Aspergillaceae. The record is from the annotation of a GenBank genome assembly.